CUGAGCACCGGGCGGCGUCGAAAACACCUGAGCGUGUUGAGAGGAACCAAACGAAAGAAAAAAAAGAAAACACCCAACGCCAUUCAGACGCAGAUAAGGGUUCUUACAGGCUGGCAUUUUAAGUGGACAGAGGUAGAUAAGAAGAAUCGUGAUAAGAAAACAGUUUCAGUGCCUGUGGCUGAAGUGAUUGGAGUGGAGGAGGGUCGGGUGGAGAUCCUACCCCAGAAGUCUGUGGAGGACACGGAUAAGGAUUUCACAGUUUUCUAUGUGAAGCGUAGCAGUAGCGGGGGCUCCUACGGGUUGCUAUGGAGACUGGGCCGGACCCAGUUCAGCUGCCCCAGUCGGGUGCUCAGAGACCAGUGGAUUGCACAUCUCAGGACAGCUGUCAAAACUCACAGUCCUUUGCGGCCUCAUAAACUGCUGGUGUUCAUCAACCCAUUUGGGGGAAAGAAGAAUGGAAGACAGAUCUACCAUUCUCUGGCUGCUCCUCUCUUUGAGCUGGCUGAUAUCAGCUCACAUGUGAUAGUGACUGAGAGGGCGAAUCAGGCCAGAGACCACAUCCUGAAGAAAGACCUGACAGGCUUUGAUGGUGUGGUCUGUGUGGGUGGGGACGGCAUGUUCAGUGAAAUACUCCAUGGUGUUAUUGGGCGGACGCAGCAAGAGGCAGGCCUUUGUGAGCACGAUCCCGAUGUCACCUUGCAGCCGUGUCCUCUCCACAUUGGCAUCAUCCCUGCAGGUUCUACCGACUGCGUGUGCCACGCCACAGUGGGAGUGAUUGACCCCGUAACUUCAGCUUUGCACAUUAUUAUCGGAGACUCUCAGCCUCUGGAUGUGUGUUCUGUCCACCAUGCCUCUGCUCUGCUGCGCUACUCGGUCUCUCUGGUGGGCUAUGGCUUCUACGGAGAUGUACUGGCCGAGAGUGAAAAACACCGCUGGAUGGGACCACUUAGAUAUGACUAUUCAGGCACAAUGGUGUUCCUCAGCAACAGAAGCUACACGGGCAGAGUUCAGUAUCUGCCGGCAGACCCUCUGUUUUCCAGCCCCAGAGAUAAAACGCGCUGCCUCUCGGGAUGUGGUGUGUGUUCCAGAAGCACAGAAAGACUUUUCCCCAAUUCUUCGGAUUCGGGCUCCCUCUACAGCUCGUACUCCGGCCAGAUCAGUACCGACUCAGACGGUGAGUGGGUGAGUGUUGAAGGCAGAUUCAAGUGUGUGUCUCUCACUUGUAUGUCCAGCUCGUGCACCAGAAGUCCUCUAGGCCUCUCUCCCUCUGCCCACCUGGCUGAUGGAACAGGGGACCUCAUCCUUGUAUGGGACACCAACCCUUUGGGUUUCCUAAAGUUUCUCCACAGGCACACCAGUGCACAGGACCAGUUUGACCUGCCGUUUGUGCAGGUCCACCGUGUGAAGGCAGUCCGUUUCUCUCUGGUAGAGGACGGAGAGGAACAAGUACAUGAGGAGUCUGCAUAUGAAGAAGAGAGAGGAUAUGCGGAGAGUGGAGGCAGAAAUGGAUCCCAGCAACACUUAGCACAGAGAUCUACGGGACAAGUGAUAACAAAGGAGGAGAAAACAACAACCCCCCUAAUAUGUGGUCUGUGCUGCAAAAAAGCUCCCGAUGUGUCAGUGUGGAACUGUGAUGGAGAAAUUCUGUCUGUCACCGAUAUCCUCUGCAAGAUUCAUGGUCAAUUGGUACGACUGUAUGCCAGGGGGAUUGAGGAUGGAGCUGUGAUACACAACUGCAUCCAGCAGGGGAAGGAUUGUAAAAGGACAUGCACACUAGAGAGAUAG
This is a messenger RNA of Menidia menidia (Atlantic silverside), 1785 nucleotides long. NCBI's taxonomy places the organism in Eukaryota, Metazoa, Chordata, Actinopteri, Atheriniformes, Atherinopsidae. The record is from the annotation of a GenBank genome assembly.